AUGUCGACGUACAAGUUAUAUUAUUUUAAUGGACGUGGUCGUGCUGAAGUUUCUCGUUUAAUUUUUGCUGCUGCUGGUCAAAAAUAUGAAGAUGUUCGUUAUGAACGUGAUCAAUGGCCAUCACAUAAAAGUGAAAUGCCAUUAGGUCAAGUACCUGUUCUCGAAGUUGAUGGAACAAAAUUACCACAAUCAUUAUCAAUUGCUCGAUUUCUUGCUAAACAAUUUCAAUUAGCUGGUAAAGAUAAUUUGGAACAAGCUAAAGUUGAUGCUGUAGUUGAUACAAUUAAUGAUUUACUGGCAAAGUAUAUACCGGUUCGAUGGGAGCAAGAUGAAACUAAAAAACAAGAACUUAUUAAAAAAUUUAUUGCUGAAGAAUUACCAAAACAUUUACAAAAUCUUGAAGUAUUAGGUAAAUUAUAUGGUAAUGGUGGUCCAUUUUUUGUUGGUAAUCAUUUAACAUGGGUAGAUUUAUUCUUUUAUGACAUGGCAACUAAUAUACUUCAACUAGAAGCAAAUGCUUUGGAUAAUUUUUCAUGGUUAAAAAAAAAUCGUGCUGAAGUUGAAAAACAACCAAAAAUUGCAGAAUAUCUCAAAAAUCGACCACAAACACAAUUUUAA
Messenger RNA from Rotaria sordida, 618 nucleotides. NCBI's taxonomy places the organism in Eukaryota, Metazoa, Rotifera, Eurotatoria, Philodinida, Philodinidae. The record is from the annotation of a GenBank genome assembly.